Paramecium pentaurelia is the source of this 1310-nucleotide messenger RNA. Lineage: Eukaryota; Ciliophora; Oligohymenophorea; Peniculida; Parameciidae. The record is from the annotation of a GenBank genome assembly.
AUGGAUACUAUAAAAUUCUAGAAUUUUAGACAAUAAUUACCAAUUCUAAUACAAACAUGUUAAGAAAUUAGUGAAGUAUUUGGAUUCACUUUGAGUGAAGCAUUAAUAUUAUUUCAUUAUUAUAAAUGGAAUGAUUAUGCAUUAAAUGAAGUUUUAGCAAGUCAAGAAGAUUAUGAUCAGAUAUUAAUUAAAAGUGGAGCUAAGUCUGCUACUUAAUAUAAUUUAGAGAAGAUUUGUCCUAUUUGUUAUUGCAAUUAAUCAGAAAUUAGUUUAAAUUGUGGUCAUUCUGCUUGCAAAUCCUGUUUUGAAUUAUAUUUAAGAGAUAAAUUAAAGAUGAGUUCUUUUAUUAAUUGUUUCUUUUUAGGUUGCACUUUAAAAAUACCAUAUUCUUUUUUUGAAGAACAUAAGGAUUAUCAAUAGAGUUAUCUAUUAAGAUUAAGUAAAGAUUAUAGAACUACUGUUAAAUGUUGUAAUAAUUAAGAGUGUGAAUUUUAUAUAUAAUCAUACGUAGAUAACAUUGUAGAAUGUCUAUGUGGAACUGUAUUUUGUGUGAAAUGUGAAUAAGGGGAUCAUCGUCUUUUGAAUUGUUAAUAAUGUGUUGAAUGGGUUAAAUUAUAUGAAGGAUCAAAUAAUAUUCUAGAUUUCAUAAAUCAUGGUAAGUUCUGUCCAAAGUGUAAUUAGUUUAUUGAAAAGGAUUUAGGAUGCAAUCAUAUGACUUGCAGAAAACCAUUAGGAUGUGGAUUUGAAUUUUGUUGGAUCUGUAUGGAUACUUGGUCCUCUCAUUCUAAAGAAACAGGAGGCUAUUAUAAAUGCAAUAAAUAUAAUGAUUAAUAGAUUGAAGAGAAGAAUAAGUUAAAAGCAGAUAAAUCAAAUGAAAAGAGAUUAAUAUUUUAUGCUAUAAGAUAUGCUGGACAUGAAAAAGGUUAAUAAAUUGCAUUGAAAAAGAAAAGAAGAUUUUUAGAUUUAGUAUCAAAGAUAUAAUUGGUUGAUUCUUAUAAAAUAUUAUUAAGGGAUAGUUAUAAUUAUAUUAUUUAGGCAAGAAUAUCUUUAAAAUGGACUUAUGUAUAUGCAUAUUUCUAAAAAAAAUAAAUGCCAAUAUUUGAAUUUGGAUAAGCUGAUUUUGAAAGAUAUUGUGAAAUAUUGCAUGAUUUGCUUGAAAAUGAGAUUUAUAAAAAAUUAAAAUCAAAGUAACCAAUAGAAUAAUAUCAUUAAAAAUUAUUAAAUAAUUACAAUUUAGCAAAAUAAGUAAAUAUAUUUAAUUACUUUAGUUUUAAACUAGAUUUCUGUCUGAAUUUAAAAAUCCAAAAUGA